AUGGCGGUUCGACCUGGUGAGGAGAAUGUUGCAACUCUCUUCGGAGAUGUUCACUAUUUCUACGGGCCUCCAGAGGCGAACCCGCCUCACCACCGCUUUGACAAAGGCUCUUAUGUGUACUUGUUCGAGAAUGCGAAUGACCGAAGAGCGCGGAUUGAGAUCGCGAAUCACCCAGGCACAGAAGAUCAAGAUGCCUUUGACGGAUAUCUAGAUAGAACGAGGAUUCAGUAUUCGUAUAAGCAACAAUGUCUCGUGAACAUUUUAGUCGAGGGCGUAGCCGGUCCGCCAAUAGACCAGAGUCAAUGGCAUCUUCCAACGUACGAUCCGCGCAAUGAGAAUAAAUAUCACUACAAACUACAUUCUCUCGACAUUUACUUCUGGACCCAUGGAGACGCCCUACAGUUUGUCAACGGCAUAAGGAGGGUUCUGCCAGCAUCUCAAGUAGAUGUCGCUGACGAGCCUGCUCCACCACCGCACCCGUAUGGCCAGUCUCAAGAAACGAAUGCUCUAGUCCAGAAGCUAGAGAAUGUUGCCAUCUCAGAUCCCAAGUAUUCAAGUCCCAAACCAGCACCGCAAGGGAUACCUACCUUCGCACCUCCUCCAACCUCGGCAGCAACAGACGAUAGUAAGAGUACCUCACCUCAAAACUUUGUUCCCAUAGCAUAUAAUCCCGCUGCCCCGGCGGCUGCGGAACAGAGGAUACACCGGGAAAAGACUCCUCCGCCUGAGGACGACGGUCAGGAUCCUCUCGCCGCGGCUGUGGCUCGUGACCACGUUCCACCAUAUACUCCUGGGUAUGGCGCAACAAACUUCUCAGCUCCCCCAGGUGGUCCCGGUAUUCCUGGGCCUCCUCAAGUGCAUCCCGGCUUAAUAAGUCCUGGUUUAGUAAGCCCGGGCUUACCAACACCCGGAGUUACGAGUCCAGGCUUCCCGCCGAGUCAAUUCGGACAUCUGCAACGUUCAGCUACAGUUCCGGUCUCUGGCUUGGCAUCGCCCGGUCUCGUGAGUCCAUAUGGUGCUAAUUUUCCCGGGUCGCCCGGGUUCGCACCUCCGCCACCACCUCAGAACAUGCAGCACCACCCCACUCCGCCGCCUGUGCAAAGCCCUGGCCUGCCGCCAGCACCGCCAGGUGGAUAUUCCAAUUACGGCUACAGCAGUACGCAGCAAGCACCUGGGGGUGUCGACUAUAGUAUCCACCAGCAGCUAUACCGGCCAACGGAGCAAGAGCACUCCGCUAAGUACGGUGUGUACAAACCCAAAGUCGAAGGUCAGAGCCGGCUAGGCCAGAAUGCGGAGCGGCUAGAGAAAGGCGUUACGGGGAUGCUGAAGAAAUUUGAGAAGAGAUUUGGCUGA
Molecule: messenger RNA, 1353 nt
Organism: Daldinia caldariorum
Lineage: Eukaryota; Fungi; Ascomycota; Sordariomycetes; Xylariales; Hypoxylaceae
Exons: 3
Coding region: 1-1353 (450 amino acids)
Source: RefSeq, a predicted model, not a curated record